UUUUGACCAUUCCCUAUGCAGCCUCAAUCCUCAUUGUCCUUGAUCUACUUUCCCUACAACCCCACAUUGACCCAUUAUUGGUUUCUUUGAUCUGUCGGUCCAAGACCCUAUUAUUAAUACCCUCUAAAAUAAAAACCCAACAUAUCUCCAUUUCUUGAUCUUAGCUCAAAUUUUUGGUUUUAAAUUUUAAUGGAGUCAUCAUCAUCAUCAUCAGCUUCACAAGAAGUCAAUGAGCUAAUUUCUUCAUCUUCAAAAAGAAGUGGCACUCUAAAUAUGGUUAUGGGAAAACAUCGUCUGGCUGCUGCUAUUGCUUCUCUCAAUCAGCAAAUCCAGAUCAUUCAGGAUGAAUUGGAUCAACUAGAUUCAUUUGGUGAAGCCUCCAUUGUUUGCAGAGAACUAGUUUCAAGCGUUGAGUUAAUGCCCGAUGCUCUGCUUCCGGUGACAAGAGGACCAAUAAAUGUUCAUUUGGAUCGAUGGUUUCACGGAGCCAGUGACUCAAGACGCAACAAACGCUGGUUAUGAAAAGGAAUUCAGAGUUUUGUAACAGAAAUUAUGUAAAGCAAUUCCAAAGGCCUCUUCUCUUUUUUGGCUUAUUUUGUAAUUAGAAAUUUUAACCCUGGCUACAAUGUCCAAGUAUUAAUAACAAUGUGUUACCCAGUAAGGAGCCAUGGCUAUUCAAAGAAACCUUUACCAGCC
This is a messenger RNA of Nicotiana attenuata, 696 nucleotides long. RefSeq names its product guanine nucleotide-binding protein subunit gamma 2-like. Lineage: Eukaryota; Viridiplantae; Streptophyta; Magnoliopsida; Solanales; Solanaceae. The record is from RefSeq and is a predicted model, not a curated record. The transcript is spliced from 4 exons. Bases 190 to 522 code for a protein of 110 amino acids.